AUGGACACCAUCGCCGCACAGCUGCAGAACCAAGACUCCAACGACAUCUUUUCUCUCACUGACCAGAUCCUCUCUGACCGCCUCGAGUUUAUAGAAGAGAUUGGCUUUGGAAACUGGGGCAGCGUCUGGCUAUGCAAGCCCAAGCCAACCAUGACCAAAGACGGCGUCCUGCGCCCCAUCGGUUCCAAACUCGCCGUCAAGCUCGUCCACAGAUCAAAGACAGCAACAACAGCAGCCCGCGUGCGCUCUCUGUGGAACGAAAUGAAGAUUGUUCGAACCUUCAAAUCUGACCCGCACCCGUCUAUCAUCCCCUUCCACUCAUUCAUCAUAACGCCCUCCUACGCCCUCAUCACAAUGACGUACCUCCCCACUCUCGUCCCCGUCGAAGUCGACGAGCCCAAAGCCCGCGAAUGGUUCCGCUACCUCCUCUCCGGCGUCGAGUUCCUCCACAAGCGCGGCGUCGUGCACAAUGAUAUCAAACCUGCGAAUAUCCUACUAUCACACAAGAACGUACCUGUCCUCGUCGACUUUGGCUUUGCCGAAAAGUACGAUAUGGACUCGGACACCGCGUUCCACAGUAACCUUUCCUACGGCACACCAGAGUACCUCUCCCCAGAGCGCGCGCGUGGUUUACCACACGACACGCGCAAAUCGGACGUCUGGUCCCUCGGCAUCACAUUCUUCGAGAUCCUCGUAGGACGCACACCGUUCGAGUACUCGGACGGCGAGCAGUUUAGUUCGAGCGAGGAUCUGGAGAAGUAUUGGGCGCGGACGCUACGAGGCAAGUGGGUCGGCACAUGGGACUUUUCGAAAGGCAUGGAACGCCUUUUGCAGCGCAUGAUUGCGCCGAACGCGGAUUUGCGGUGUACGGCGACGCAGGCGGCUAAAGACGCUUAUUGGCUUCCGCCCACCUCUACUUCUACUUCUGCUUCACGUAGGGACGCUGGUGGUGCGAAUGUUGCGCAUAAGCGCGCGUCAAGUUAUACAUCGUCGGUGGUAUUCGAGAAAGACAUGGAGAAAUUGCUCAAUAUGACACCUUCAUCAUCAUCGUCCUCCUCGGCGGCUGCAACGUGGCGUGGCGGGAAGGAGAACGCGCGUGUGCCGCCUGGGCUCGGGCUUACGAGUCCGCAUUCCAAAUCAAAGGUCGAUGUUUUCAGAGAUGAGCAGGAUACGUCGAUGUCGAUGUCGCUUUCGUCGGCGACGAAGAGGACGCUUGCAAAGUCAAAGUCGCAGCCUCGUGUGGCUGUCGCUGUUGCGUCCAAGAUCGUCCAGCCGAGGAAACGCGCGGGUGCACCGCCCAUGAUGGACUUGUCGCCUAUCAAAGCCUCGCCGAACAAUUCGCCGCACCAUAAUGUCAACGCUAAUCCUAGUCCGGCGACGACGGCGAAGGAGAAUAUUCUCUCGUUUAACAGGCUAGCAGCUACUGUAUCUCUCAACUCUGAAAAGAAGAAGGCCCAGCAGCAGCAGCAAAGACCGCGUACUGCCGAACCGGGCUUCAAUAGCCAUAGCCAUCAUAAUCAUAAUCAUGGCAAUGAGAAGGAGAACGACGCGGGUAAUAUCAGCAUCUCCAACACCAACACAAACGCAAACGCAAACGGGAGCAAAUUGCCGCGGAGAGCAUUCGGUGCGCGGGACGUCAACGUGCCUAAUGCUGUUGGAACGCCAACGGGCGCAAGAGCUGGUUCUGUGCUUUCUAAAAAGCCAUCUGGAAAUACGUACGGGCUGAAAGCUGUCAAAGUCCUCGGCGAGUCGACAGCCAGCGCGAAUGUGAGUGUGAGCCUUGACGGCGGCGAACGCAAGCUCGCAAAAGAAAAAGAAAAUGGGAAAGGGAAAGAAUCGACGAGCGUGCGCGAUCGUAUGCGCGAGUGGGAAAGAGAGAGGGAGAGGUUGAGGGAGAUGGAGAGGUUGGAGGAGAUUGAGAGGGAGAGGGAUGAGAUUUAUAGGAGGGAGAGGGAGGAUAGGCGACGGAGGGAAGCUGAGAGGGAGAGGGAGGGCAGAGAGGAGCAGGAGGAGGAGGAGAGGAGGAGGGAGAGCUUGGAGAGGGAGAGGAGGAAUGCGUCGCUUAGGCAGAUCAAGAUUCCUUUGGCGGGUGCGGGUACUGGUACUAAGAGUUCCGAUUGGGAUAAAGAGAAUCCCGGCACUGGCGCGGGCGCUAAUUAUGCUUAUACGGGCUCGUCCGCGUCGUCGCCUAUGCUUCCGAUGUUCAAGCCUACAUCGCCUUUGAGCAACGCGAUCCUCAAUAUCGGGAGGAAUAGCAGUCAAACGUCGUUUGCCCGUGUUGGGAAGGAGUCGAAGCAGAACAUCUUCAAGCAUAGCAUCAAAGCAUCUAUAGAUAAAACGGUGCAGUUCUAUAAAUCGUCGACGCUGGGCCAGGCUGCUGCUGCUGCUACUUCUGGAAGGUCCACUCCGGCGCGCGGGUUCUCGUUUGACGUAACUAGGCCCAGUAAUAGUGAGGUUAAAGUGUCGACGAAGGAGGGUAAAGAAGUGGCAAAUGCGACUGCGAAUGCGAAUGCUUGGGAGGAUGAGUUGGUGGAUGAGAUUAACUCGCCACUGCCGUCGCCGCUGCCUGUCAUCAAGAAUGCUGCUGAGAGCGAGCAGAUCGCUGCUGACUCGAGGAUGGACAGGAUGACCAUCUGGAUGCGCAACGUCGAGAAGGUAGUUGAAGACGCGAAACAGAAUUUCGCUGCGUCGUCGUCGCCCAAGGAUACACCUCUACCUGCCCUGCCUCUUCCUCUCUCCCGAGGCCCAUCUCAGAACAGGACGUCGCGCCUGCCGCGCCGCGUCCUAGCCGCCAGCCAAAUUUUCCAAGCGGACGAGAAUGGCAAUAUCUCGCCGAUGGUGGAUCAGAGCAUGGUGUCCACUUCCAACUCUGUGUUCUUCCGAUCCUCUGGCGACGCGUCGAAAGCGAGCAUUGGACGAGCGCCGACGCCCAGCUCCGCGCCACCGCAGCAGCAGCCUACUACACCUGCGAAACGGACCUCGCCGCUUCCGGAUGAAGGCUCGAGUAGGUUUGUUAUACCGGAGAUUCAUACGCCUUCGAGGCAGAGACGCGCGACUGUGUCGACGCGCUCGCCGGAGCCUAAGCGCGCUGCUAGCCCUGUGGCGGAUGAUGCUGAGGGCGUGUCGCCUUCGAAGAGGAAGGAAAAGUCAAAGUCGCAUGGGAAUUUGCUGCAGAGGCAUAUCGUGGCGCCGAUCGCACUGCUUGAGGCAGAGCUUGAAAAAGUUCCUCCUCCCGAGCCUACUCCUCGCCUUUCGGAGGUGCUGGAUAGGAGCUUGUUCAUCAGUCCUAUGGUGAGGUCGCAGGACGACCUGCUGGAUAGGACGCUGGAGAAGCACAAUGAUGUGUCGCUGGACGAUCUGCAUGCGUCGCCGUGCCACGUCGAGCCGUACCCGCAGCGCGCGCGCAACAGCCACGACGUGUCGAUCCCGGACACACCCAGCCGGCACCGCAUCGAGGGUGUAUACGACCGCUUCCUCAUGGCUACCUCCGGCGUCAAGCGUCUUGGGAAGGGGUACCAGUCGGAUAACGUGGGUCCGGUAGGGAACAGCGGUCAUUCUGGCACGGGUCUAGGGCCACAGCAUAACCAGCAGCAGCAGAGCAAAGGGCGCUCGUUUUACUCGACGAGGAGGCCGAUGCCUGCGCCGGUGUCGAGCGAGGAUUCGCAGCGCCGCGCGGCGUCUGUGGAUGAGUUGGGGUUGUUUGGCCCGAUGGAUCCAGUCAGUGGCCCGGUGUCGGCGAAUUGUGCGAAGGAGCAGUCGACGGGUGCGACGUCGACGCUGAUGCGUAAAGCGAUGAAGCUUAUCGCGCCUAAGGCUAAUGCCUCUAAACGGUUGUCGCGAGUCGUGGGCUGA
Molecule: messenger RNA, 3852 nt
Organism: Psilocybe cubensis
Lineage: Eukaryota; Fungi; Basidiomycota; Agaricomycetes; Agaricales; Agrocybaceae
Exons: 14
Coding region: 1-3852 (1283 amino acids)
Biological process (GO): peptidyl-serine phosphorylation; autophagy
Cellular component (GO): cytoplasm
Molecular function (GO): protein serine/threonine kinase activity; ATP binding
Source: RefSeq, a predicted model, not a curated record